ACUUGUCCUAUUGCCUGUCCUUAAAUGGACGUGAGCCUUCCAAAAUAUUUUAACUGGCCAUCUACAUCUUCUUUAUACCCAACAAGAUUUUGAAACAAUUGCAUUCUAACCAGGGACUGGCACAGCUGCAUUGCCAGCUAUAACUCAACAGCGGAUGGCCCUUGGAUCGGAUUUCUGGCUGCUUCCUGCCCUGUUGAACUGGCCAAGCUGCAGAUAGUUGUUACAGGUACUUAACUUCAGCGUUACUUGUUUGCAAGCUAAGUACAGGUGCCUCCUUCAAUCUAUGGCAUUUACUUUACCUGCGGGACCGACGCGCUCCUUCGCCUUCUCAGUUUCGCUGCUUUUCUCCAACGACCGUCGGAAAACGGUUCUCCGCACUUGGCCCGGGACGCCUUAAACCUAGUUUAAUUUAACCGUGGUCUGCCUGCCAAGUAAGCCCCCGGCCACCUUCUCCCAGCAAGCCGAUCCAGCAAGGCGCCUCCUUUCCCCCGUUGCGCGCUGGACUCCUGCGCGCAAUUGGCGGGCGGCGCGGUGCCCGCGGGCGCUGCCAUCCGUCCUCCCCACCAGCAGGUGACCCUAAACUGGCUUCCGUUCUUCGCCUUGCCAUCGUCGCUGCCCGGACGAAGCUCAGUGAUCUCGGUCACCGGGAGACGCCUCGCCGCCGGGGGCGACCGGGACAAGAAAGCCCGGGGCCUGGCUUGGCCAGAAGGAUGGUGGCCAUGAUGCUGUGGGUGGCCCUAAGCCUAUGUGGCUGGCUCUCCCUCUACACCUGGUCCUGUCAUCACUACCGAGAGCGCGCCUGUGAAUGGAGCUGCCGAUUGGUCACGUUGACUCAUGGCGUCUUCGCCACCUGCCUCUCUGGCUACAUUGGGUUUAUCGACGGUCCCUGGCCAAUGACUUACCCAGGGUACCCAAACACGGUGCUUCAGGUCCAUGCGUUGUGCAUCAGUUUGGGUUACUUCCUGUUUGACCUGGGAUGGUGCGUCUACUUUAAGGCUGAAGGACCUUUGAUGUUGGUCCACCAUUCUGUCAGCAUCCUGGGCAUCAGCGCCUCCCUGGCCUUGGGCGAGUCUGCCGGUGAGGUCAACGCCGUCAUCUUUGGGAGCGAACUCACCAACCCCUUCCUGCAGGCCCGCUGGUUUCUGCGGGAGAAGGGGUUGUACCCCAGCCUGAUAGGAGACGUGGUGGACUUCCUCUUCGUGGUGCUCUUCGCAGGCGUGAGGAUCGGCGUCGGGGCUUGGCUGAUGUACUGUGUGUUGUUGUCGCCCAGGCCCAGGGUCUUCAUCAAAGUUGGAGGCUUCAUCAUGUACGCAGUGUCUUGCGUCUUCAUGGUCAGCAUUUUUAGGUUCGCCCGGCGCAAAACCAUGAAGAAAUAUCAGGCCUGGAGAGCUUGGUGGAACAAAGACGUGGACUUGAACGCUAAUGGAUAUCUCAAGAGUCACUGACCUGAUCGUGGGUUGUUCUCUAAGAUUUAGCAUCGAUAAUUAGUCUGGGCUGUAACUCCAAGGCAGGGGUGAAAUCCGGCAGAUUGUGACAGGUUCUGUCGUGUCCCACUCCUCCGCUGACGGCUGGGUCCGGGAAAUCCGAAUCAGGCUUGCCUCUGCAGCUCUGCCCAAAGUCCUAGCAAAGUCCUCAGAGCAGGCAGGAGACCAGUAAGUGACUUCAGCAAGAUAAGUUUGACUUUUGCCUGACUCAGAGAAUGCCAGAAAGCAGAUCCUUUAUAUAGGCCAUGGGGUGUGGCUCCAUGACUCAGCACUCAUUAAGGCCUGCCCCUCCCUUCCCUCUGUUGCCUCCGCCUCUCCAAUCUUCUGAUGCGAGGGUCACUCCAAUCAGCUGUUCUUGGGAGUAAACCCUCCUCAGGCUCACCUGCUGUGGAGGAGGGGGAGGGGUCUAGCUGCUCCGUUUGCCUGGGCAUGGAGUCAGGGCUGGGGCAGGGAGAUGCUCCUUCUUCUGCAGUUUGUGGGGGCAUGGAGCCAGGACUUGGGCCGGAAGGCAUACAUUCCUCAGUGUUGGGGAGCAGGUAAGAAGGCCCCGGCUGCUCUGAGGGCGGGCAAGACACAACAGGUUCUGGAGAACCGGUAGCGGAAAUUUUGAGUAGUUUGGAGAACCGGCAAAUACCACCUCUGGCUGGGCCCAGAGUGGGGUGGGAAUGGAGAUUUUGCGGUAUCCUUCCCCCGGAGUGGGGUAGGAAUGGGGAUUUUGCAGUAUCCUUCCCCUGCCACGCCCACCAAGCCACGCCCACAGAACCGGUAGUUAAAAAAAAAACCUUUGGAUUUCACCCACUGCGCCAAGGUCUUGUUUGAAUCACCAACAGAGUGAAGGGGCCAAGGCAGAGUUGUAGGUAGAUCACAGGACUACGUCUGGAGAAAUCCAGGGUCCACCUCUCUGCUCAACCGUGAAACGCAAUUGGAUGAGGGUGGACUUGCUGCUACCGGUACUCCGAGACAGCCCUACUUCUCAGAACUGUUGGAGGAAGAAAUGAGACAACUGCCGCCGCUGAUGUCCUAAGCAAUGUGUGGAAAGGUGGAAGAUAAGUAUGAUGCAUGGAAGGUGCAUCAGAUGCUGCAAGCCAGAAUAGAGUCGAUCCCAGUAACCCAGGAGUAUUUCUAAAGAGUCUCCUGGUUGGGUUGGUUGCCACUACCAAACUCUUCCUGGUUUGGAAUUUUCUCUCUCUCGUUUGCUGUCCCUGAACUAGGGGGACUAGAUGAAACGUGGGUAAGAUAUAGAAGAGCAUAGUCCAUGCUGUUAAAUAAUUUAGAAUGGGUUCUUCCUAGGUCUUCUUUGGAAUACAGUGAAGUUAUUGUCCAUCAAGCCUUAGCUUCCGUGACAGUAAAUAGAUAGAAAUCUGUCUGUCUGUCUCUGUCUCCCAAUAUAUCCAUCCAUCCAUCAUCUAUCUAUCUAUCUAUCUGUCUGUCUGUCUGUCUGUCUAUCUAUCUGUCUAUCUAUAUCUAAUCUAUUUUUCCAUCCAUCCAUCCAUUUUUCAUCCAUCCAUCCAUCUUUUCAUCCAGCUAUAGCUUCCAUCUAUCCAUCCAAUCUUCUAUCAAUCCUUCCACCCACCCACCCAAUCUUCUAUCCAUCCAUCCAUUU
This is a messenger RNA of Ahaetulla prasina, 3087 nucleotides long. Its product is annotated as TLC domain-containing protein 5-like. Bases 711 to 1445 code for a protein of 244 amino acids. The record is from RefSeq and is a predicted model, not a curated record. The transcript has 3 exons. Gene Ontology annotation, cellular component: membrane. NCBI's taxonomy places the organism in Eukaryota, Metazoa, Chordata, Lepidosauria, Squamata, Colubridae.